CUGACAAGAUUAGGGGGUCUGCGAUGGGUGCGGUUUGUUGCGGUAUGUGUGUUGGAGAGACAUGUGAAGGACACAUGUCUGGUGAUGUUGUUGAUGAGAAAAAUGACUUUUAGGAAGCAAGCCCUCUGCCCCAGUGCGGCCACGGGUACCUCGACGUCCUUACUUUGUCGACCAUGUCUUUACCAUCCCCCUCGAGUCCAUCUCAUUCGUCUGCACUGCCGUCCCCGCCUUCGAGCGAUGGAGGCUACUACACAAGUGCACACCCACCCCCCGAGGCAAUCAAGAUCAACGAGGUCCUGACCAUGCUGAAAGGCGCACUGGGGUCUUUGGGAGUCAGUUUCCUGCUGUUGACUGUUCUCGGCUCAUUGUGGAUGGGGAACGCUCAUCGUCUGGUUGUGUUUUGUGCUCCGCUGCAGACGAGCUUUGAUGCGCUGAAGGAGCAGACGGCGCAGGUCGCGCUGCUGGGCGGGGAGUUCGAGAU
Serpula lacrymans var. lacrymans S7.9 is the source of this 481-nucleotide messenger RNA. RefSeq lists its product as uncharacterized. The record is from RefSeq and is a predicted model, not a curated record. The transcript has a single exon. The annotation marks the transcript as partial. NCBI's taxonomy places the organism in Eukaryota, Fungi, Basidiomycota, Agaricomycetes, Boletales, Serpulaceae.